CGUGACGUCCCUUUAAGAAGCACCUAGUAGUAUUGUUGUACGCGGCCAUGGCAGAGAGCAGUUUUUUUCUGAGGACUUUGCCUCGGACAGAGCGGAAGGGGGAGAGGCGUCUUGUCGCGCCGCUGGAGCCAUGAGGGAGUAGUACACGCCGUCCGAUCAAACUCUCGCAAUUCGUAAGAUCGCGUCAGAAGUCGUCUUCGUCGCACUUGUUCACUUUUUGUUUCAUUUCCCCCCCGGUGGGUCAUGGAAGUUGUUGGGGAACUGACGGCUGCCUGGCCGGUGUCUUUGUCGGGCGGUGGGCUGGGGGUGUAGCGCUGCCCGCGGUGUAGCCUCGAAGCUCAGCGCUCCGUUUAAAUCCCUGCUGAUUUCUCGGGACGUUCGAGGAGGCUUCAAGCCGGUUUCUCGAUUACUUUUAUCCCGUCCUCGCUUUCGCCCUCACUUUAACAUUGUUAGUUCGGGUGACUUUUUUAUACGUAUUUUUUGUUUUACAUUUCAUUCCCGUGUCGAUGAGUCUCGAUAACGUUAAAUACCCGACGAUCCUGUCAGCUUUGUUUAAAAUGGCAGACGACAGUGAGCUGAUGGGAGCCUCCGAGUUCAUAAAAGAUCGCCUGUAUUUUGCGACGUUACGGAGCAAGCCGAAGAGUACAGCGAACACGCACUAUUUCUGCACGGAUGAGGAGUUCGUGUAUGAAAACUUUUAUGCAGAUUUUGGGCCCCUCAAUUUGGCGAUGCUGUACAGGUACUGCUGUAAACUAAACAAGAAGCUAAAGCAGACAAGGUGUAGUUCUGUGGUGUGUACAUGUAUACAAAUGUUGAAGUCCUUCACCUUGACCAGAAAGAGGAUCGUUCACUACACCAGCUUUGAUCAGCGGAAGAGGGCUAAUGCUGCUGUUUUAAUCGGUGCCUAUGCUGUCCUCUACCUGAAGAAGACCCCCGAGGAGGCCUGCAGGGCACUCGUCUCCGGGUUCAAUGCGCCAUACCUACCCUUCAGGGACGCCUCUUUUGGGAAUUGCACAUACAACCUGACCAUUCUCGACUGUUUGCAAGGUAUCCACAAGGCCCUUCAGCACGGCUUUUUUGACUUCGAUACAUUUGAUGUGGACGAAUAUGAGCAUUAUGAGCGUGUAGAGAAUGGCGACUUCAACUGGAUAAUUCCGGGGAAGUUGCUGGCGUUCAGUGGACCGCACCCCAAGACUAAAAUAGAGAACGGCUACCCUCUCCAUGCCCCUGAAGCCUACUUCCCCUACUUCCGCAAGCACAACGUGCUGACGGUGGUGCGUCUCAAUAAGAAGAUCUACGAUUCCCGCCGCUUCACUGACGCCGGCUUCGACCACUAUGACCUGUUCUUCGCCGAUGGCAGCACACCCAGUGACGCCAUAACCCAGCGCUUCCUGCAUAUAUGCGAGAGCACCAACGGUGCCGUCGCGGUCCACUGCAAGGCUGGCCUGGGUCGCACCGGGACACUGAUCGGCUGCUACCUGAUGAAGCACCACGGCUUCACAGCUGCCGAGGCCAUCGCCUGGAUACGCAUUUGCCGACCGGGCUCCAUCAUCGGGCCCCAGCAGCACUUCCUGGAGGAGAAGCAGGCCAGCCUAUGGGUGCAAGGCGACAGCCAGCGGUCCGAGCAGAAGCAGCAGCAGCAGCGGCUGCUGCCCGGGGACCGUGAUGUCACGCACCUGAUCUCCAACCUGGACAACCUGACCCUCGCCACAUCUAUCUUCAAAUCGCAUGGCAUGGAGGAGGAGGACGAGAACAGCAGCGGCCUGACGCAAGGUGACAAGCUUCGUGCUCUGAAGGGGAGGAGGCAGCCGCGGGCGGUAACUACGGGGGCACUCAGGUUAGAGGACAUGAAAUCGCACACCAGGUCUGCAUCCCAGCCCUUCAGGAUGACACCCGUUGUGGGUGUUCAGGGCUUGGGGUCUCCUCUGAAGGUGUCCAAGGCCCCCCCCUCAGCAUCCCCCUCUGCCAAGAGGAUCAGCCACACCUCCCCCACUUCGGCCUCCAACCUUAAGAGCUUCUCCAUAAACUCCAGAUUAGCCAGCUCCUUAGGCAACCUGUAUGCCGCGGAUGACGACGCGAAGGCCCCCGGCCGGCCGGCCGCCCCCCCGCCCCCACUUCGGACGGGUCCUGGCUAUGCCAAUGGCGGCCCACUCGUGUCUCCGGUCCGAAAUCAACUCUUUGAAGUCAACAACAAUCAGUAUAACUGUACCACCUCCUCCGGCUCCCUGGCCUCCAUGGGCCUGGGCAGAAGCAGCAAAGUGCCGGCCUUCAACCGCAACCACGGUAAUGCGGCAGGACGCCCGCCCAGGCUCGGGCCGGAUGAGCUAGGCCUCUACAGAUCAGCGCCGCUGUCUGGGCUCGGCGCCCCCUCGGCCCGAUAUCUCAGCCGCUCCAUCCCCUCCCUUCAGUCUGAAUAUGUUCAGUACUAAGGCGGCGACGUUGCACUGAGGAGCAGGGAGCCGGCCCCCCCACCCUGCUUCGCCGGGCCGCCGAACAACCCCUUUCCUCCUCCUCGCCCCUGCUGUCCCAAAUGGGGUAAAGGGAAACUGGCCUGUGCACCCAGCAAACCUCUGGGUCAGACUCGCCCUUUUUGACCUGCUGUAUGUAGUUUGCCCAUGUCACAGGGACCUGGCAGUCUGGAGUGGACUAGAUCAGUCUGCUCCUUCAUGGAACAAAGAGGUCUUCCCUUUGGCCUCUGGACUUUAACAGGAUAAUUAUUUCGGACUUGAAGCUUCCACCUAAUUAGCUCUGAACACGUCCUGUUCUACCUGCUUAAGCAGGUAGUUGCGUGCAUGUGUGCGUUUGUGGACAGGUACCUGCUAUCCAAGCUAGCACUCCUGGUCAUGAGAGUAAGCAGCCCUCGUACUGCUGACAUGUCUAUGAACUUUUGAUAGGGGAUCUUUUUUAUGGAUUUUUGUUUUGUCUACAGAUUUUAAGCUUGGAUAACACAAACACACCUGUGUGUGUGUAUAUGUAUGAAUUGUAUCAUGGUUUCAUGAAAUCUUCUGGUUUUUAAACUCAUUCUGGGUGUACUUUUAUAUAGACAAUUUUAUUGAUGUUUUAAAGGGCUUACUUUCCAGGGGAGGGGGCUUUUUUACAUUACUAAAGUAUUUACUGAGCCCGAGGAAGUCAGUUUUAAUAUACUAAUAUUUCACAUUCCUCUUGUGGGGGGCAGUGACUGAAGGUACAAUAUUGCGGAACGAAGGCUGACUGGUUAUCACAGAGUUUCAUUUCACCAAGUUUCGUUUUCACCCUAGUUGGGGGAAUGAUUUGCCCGUUCGGCCUUGGACGCUGUGAGAGGUGUAGCUUAACACCUUAGUAUUGCAGUAACUGAGUCUCUGUUGUAUACAUACACGUAUGUACUCACAGUUGUCUUUAAAUGACAGCCUUUGGUGAGAGGCUCCACUGAAAAGAGAGCCUGUCUUGUUCAGGAUGAUGGAUAGUAUAAUUUCCUGCUUAUGAAAAUCUCUCCUCUGGCAGGUUUUCCUCUGUCCACCCAAAUUGAGAUGCUGUAAAAUUAUAAUCCUAUUUUGUGUGGUGAUUUCUCCCAUAUUUGUCUUUUAACAACAUUUGCUAGUGGUUUUUUUUUUUGAAUGGUAAUGACAUGCUCUCUAGGAUAGUGUAUUAUGGUAGUGUAUUUGUAGCAAACCCAGUUGUCUUCAUAAUUUUUAAGACCGAGCAGACAACAAAUUUUAAAAAACAAAUUACUUUGGUAACGAGCUUUUCGGUAUAAAUGUAGAGGACAAGUACUUUUGUGCCCCGAGUAUGAAUAUAAAAUCUAAACGGCGCCUUUCAGUUUUAUGGAUUAAACACAUCAGAUGGGCACACAGGGAUCUGUGUUUACGUCCCAAUAAAAGUCCUUACAUCGGCGCAUCAAUGGACAAGUCGUACAAAGUGCUGGGGAAGCGAGGUGUCCAAAGAGCUUUCUGAAAAGACAAAGGGCUGCUGACUUUCAUUUUCCCUUGAUUUUAAACGUUUUUUCCCUCCAGACUACAGGCUCACAUGCACUCCUGUCUACCGACAUGAUUCUUGUAAAUCUCAUUUGAUUGUGCUGUUCUCAUUGUGUCUUAGAGGCUUCCGGAAUGUACAGUGACAGACACUGUAGGACAGCAUUGCAGUCUUUCCGUUGUGUGAUUCUGUUAUGGCAGAAUAUGCUGUUAUGGCUCUGCUCUCCAUCCUGAAAGGGCCAGAUCAAAUGGUUUACUUAGCCGAAUGUUAAAUGCCUUCCCAGCCUCUCUACCCAUGUACUUUGACUGUUGUCUUUAAGAUCUGUAAGAUCUGAAUUGUGGACCCCUUCAUUUGUGCUGAAUCACUCGGUGUUUCACUCUGUUCAUUCCACACAGCCUAGUGCUUUUCUUUCAUGAACUUUGGGAGAAUCUUAUUGCUGCAGUUCUUCUACCUCCUUACAGAAAGCACCUGUAAAAUAUAAUAUUGCAUAUAUUUUUUCACGCAGUGUGUAGAGAGAAAAAGUUAUUCUAGAGCAGUAUUCCUUUCUACUUAUGCAAAAUAUACUGUAAACAUAGAUGUUUGUAUUUACUGUAUGGAAAACUAAUACAAUAUAUACAGGGUGCAAAUGAAAUGUAAAAAUAAAAUAUUACAUUCUGUUUACAUUGAA
Brienomyrus brachyistius is the source of this 4615-nucleotide messenger RNA. It is a transcript of the gene cdc14ab, whose product is annotated as cell division cycle 14Ab. NCBI's taxonomy places the organism in Eukaryota, Metazoa, Chordata, Actinopteri, Osteoglossiformes, Mormyridae. Gene Ontology annotation, molecular function: protein tyrosine/serine/threonine phosphatase activity; protein serine/threonine phosphatase activity. The transcript has 17 exons. Bases 507 to 2429 code for a protein of 640 amino acids. Gene Ontology annotation, cellular component: spindle pole; centrosome; mitotic spindle. The record is from RefSeq and is a predicted model, not a curated record. Gene Ontology annotation, biological process: cilium assembly; protein dephosphorylation; regulation of exit from mitosis.